This is a messenger RNA of Dentiscutata erythropus, 537 nucleotides long. Lineage: Eukaryota; Fungi; Glomeromycota; Glomeromycetes; Diversisporales; Gigasporaceae. The record is from the annotation of a GenBank genome assembly.
AUGUUCAAGCAAGACAUAAAAACAAUAACUCAAGACGCUGGUACAUUUUAUGAUACGAUAUUUAACCACCCAAAAGAAACCAUCGAAAAAGAGAUCAAAUCAUUUAUUCGAGAAUUUGAAUCAAAUAGAAAUAACCGAGAAUAUGGUAAUCUUGAGAAAUGCAUAGUGUUAGCUCAAGGUGCACCUGAUAAACUUUCGAGUGGAACUUUUCUCUUUGAUAAAAAGUUGAAUGACGUUAAGGAGAAAUUGAAUAAUGCAAAGCCAAUUUUUACGUCAUUAUUGGAAGAAUUGGAGACAUUGAAACAGUCACGUCGUCUCCAGCAAGACCCACACCAGGAGGAUCGCAAACAACUCCUAGAUAAUCAAAAUCAUGCAAAAAAAGAGUUUGACAAAGAAUUUAAAGAACGUGAGCAAAAAUUGAUAAAGGAAUAUAGGAUUAUAAUGGAAGAGGCUUUGAGAGGUGUUUACGAUCCUUCUGAGAGUAGUAAUAAAAAUAAUGAUCGAACUCCUGAGGGGAGUAGUAAACAUAAUGAUUGA